Molecule: messenger RNA, 1091 nt
Organism: Micropterus salmoides (largemouth bass)
Lineage: Eukaryota; Metazoa; Chordata; Actinopteri; Centrarchiformes; Centrarchidae
Product: complement C1q-like protein 4
Exons: 3
Coding region: 154-561 (135 amino acids)
Molecular function (GO): protein binding
Source: RefSeq, a predicted model, not a curated record
CAAAGUCCAAUUCUUGGCAGGCACACAUCAUCAUUGAGCCAACAACAUAAAAGCAGGAACAGACAUCCUCUGAAUCACAGCUUUGGAGACGGAGCCAAGACUAGCGAAACACAGUCUGCCUGGUAUCCCAACACAAGUGAUUGACCGACAGAGAUGGCAGUUGAAAAGGUGAUGUUCACUGCAGUGGCAGACCUCGGAGCGACCUAUGGACCAUUCGAGACAACCAAAACUCUGGUUUUCAACAAAACGGUUACAAACAUUGGUAAAGCCUACAAUGCCCCUUCAGGUAUCUUUACUGCGCCUGUUGAAGGAUUGUAUUAUUUUACCUUCUUCUAUUGUGCUGGAGAACACAAAUCAGGGCUUUCACUGAUGAAGAAUGACGAGACCGUUGUUGCAACAUAUAACACUACAGGCUCUGACAGAGGGGAUAACUCAGGAAAUGCAGCAUUUCUGAAGCUUGAAGUAGGGGACCAGGUGUAUGUGAGCCUGCCUGGAGGUUAUCGUGUUUGGGGAGCCGGCAAGACCACGAGCUUCAGUGGUUUUCUGGUCAGUAAACCAUAAGAAUUCAAUGACCAGAAGGAUGAUUCCGAAAACCUGAGAUCAAUGAUGCUAUACUGUGCAAUAAUCUACUAUAUUGCCAUGAAAAUUUGAAUUUAGACUUAAACAGCUGCCAAUAAUGUUUAGGAUGUUGGGAAAGUAAUUACAAGUAAACUCAAUAUUAAGGAGUUUAGCCUGGAGGGGGUUGAAACCUCUUCCUGUGUCUUCUGAGAAUGUUAGAAACAUUUCUGCACAACAACGAGACAUCCUGUACAUGUGGAGGAGUUUAAGGAGAAGGUGCAGGUGGAAUGUGUUAUUGUGAUAGAUAUUGUAGUGUAAUAACUGAAGAACAAUGUCUCCUCAGCCAAGGAAAUGUCACCAAGCAAAUUAAGGCUGAAUAACACCUAGAGUGAAAUCCUGUUUGUCCUGUUGUUGUCCUGAUGUGUGUUAUCUGAAAGUACUAUAAGAACUGAGGAGAGACCGCCUCUUCUCUGUAAUAUCUGUGUAAUGCUGAUGAUGCCUCUUGCUUGCAAUCAAUAAAUAUCUACUGAGAA